Messenger RNA from Hypanus sabinus (Atlantic stingray), 841 nucleotides. It is a transcript of the gene tmem242, whose product is annotated as transmembrane protein 242. The record is from RefSeq and is a predicted model, not a curated record. The transcript has 4 exons. Bases 183 to 662 code for a protein of 159 amino acids. NCBI's taxonomy places the organism in Eukaryota, Metazoa, Chordata, Chondrichthyes, Myliobatiformes, Dasyatidae.
GCGUCUUCCGCUCCGUUAGCCCGGGAUCGCAAUGGACAGGGACAGCGGCGGUGAGUCCUGAAGAGCGAAGCCGGACUCGGCUGUUGUCCAGAGAGAGACGAACUGAACCUUGCUAGACCAGAUGCAUGGAUUUUGUUGCAAACUGAAUGCACAAAUAGCUUUUAUUCGAUUCCGAUUUAUAAAUGGAAACUCAGAAAAAGACGUUCUGCCCCGAAGAAGUGCAAGGCGAAUGUGUUACCAGAAAACCUGAAGUGCAGGCCCUAAACGAGUCAUUCGGCUCCAGUGCCGAAAGUAAAGUGCAAAUGAUUAAAGGUGGUCUGUUCCUUGGUUCUGUGGCUACAGCAGGAAUGCUAGCUGGUUUUGGCACAACACUUGCGAUGGCAAAAAAGAAAAGUCCUGGAUGGUUUAAUAAGGGUAUGACUGCCACCAUUGCAGUUCCUGAGAGCGGUGCUUCACUUGCCUUGAGAGCCUUGGGUUGGGGCUCUCUGUACGCAUGGUGUGGGGUUGGUUUGCUUAGCCUAACCAUCUGGAAGGCUGUAGGUGCACACAGUCUGACAGAAUUCAGAGAAAAGAUCCAAGCGAUACUCCCUGAAAUUCCAAAAAGCACAGACAUGGAGGUAGCAGAGCCAUUUAGCUGGGAAAACCUGUUCAAGUCAAAAUGAGAAAAUGCUGAUUAAACAGAACAAUAAAUGUGAUCUUAGUGUCUGGCCAAUUAAACAAAAAUUAGCAAUUGCAUCUUUUGUAAAUUAAGGAACUUUAUUGUGCUAUUUAAAAUGUAUUGUUAUUUGAAUGGUUUGAAUGCUGUACAGAUAUUUUGAAGAAUAAAAUCCUAUAAAUAACA